Molecule: messenger RNA, 1932 nt
Organism: Cicer arietinum (chickpea)
Lineage: Eukaryota; Viridiplantae; Streptophyta; Magnoliopsida; Fabales; Fabaceae
Product: ACT domain-containing protein ACR3
Source: RefSeq, a predicted model, not a curated record
GUUUCCCCACACCCGCACUAGUAGUUGUCCAAGAGAAACAGAGUUUUUGCUGAAAGAAAGGUGAGAGGAGACAAGAGAAUUGAAUUGAGUGGUAUUCCAACGUCGAAAGCAGAUAAUCUGCAUCCCAGACAGACACAGCUUUCUCUAUCUCCUUUUCUUCUCUCUCUCUCUCUCUCUCUCUCUCUCUCUCUCUCUAUAUAUAUAUAUAUAUAUAUAUAUAUAUAUGUACGUAUGUGCCACUACUCACUCUGCCUCUAACAGUGUGACUCUCCCAUAUCAUUAUCUCAUAAAGGAGACUGGUGUUGGUGUUGGAACAUUGCAACAACUUGUUUCAAAUCAUCAAGGAAAAACAAAGCUCUAAAUUCCUCAUUGACCAAAUAAGCAAGCUGUUUAGAAUGGGUGCAGUUUGUUGGCCAUAUUUUGAUCCUGAGUAUGAGAAUUUCAGCAAUAGAAUUAACCCUCCAAGGGUUUCCGUGGACAAUGCUAGUUGCCAUAAUUGUACUCUAAUCAAGUUUGAUAGUGUUAACAAACCUGGAAUUCUGCUGGAAGUUGUUCAAAUAUUGACAGACCUUGACUUCAUAAUUACCAAAGCUUACAUAUCUUCUGAUGGAGGAUGGUUCAUGGAUGUAUUUCAUGUCACGGAUCAGCGAGGAAAAAAGAUAACAGAUAGCAAAACCAUUGACCUCAUUGAAAAGGCUCUAGGACCGAAGAGCCAGAGCACAGAAGGGGUGAAGAAUUGGUCAGGCAAACGGGUCGGGGUGCAUUCUGUUGGCGAUCAUAUAGCCGUUGAGCUAAUCGGGAGAGACCGUCCUGGUCUAUUGUCUGAGAUCUCAGCUGUUCUUGCCAACCUCCACUUUAACGUAGCUGUAGCGGAAGCUUGGACUCAUAACAGGCGAAUAGCUUGCAUCCUUUAUGUCAAUGACGGUACGAGACAAGCUGUGGAUGAUCCAAAAAGAUUAUCUGUUAUGGAGGAGCAACUCAAUAAUGUCUUACGUGGAUGUGAGGAUGGUGAUAAAAUUGCUAGUAGGACUAGUCUCUCCAUGAGUUUCACCCAUAUUGAUAGGCGGCUCCACCAAAUGUUGUUUGCUGAUCGGGAUUAUGAAAGUUGUGGAGUAACGACAGACAGUGUCUGUGCUCCCUCUUUCAGGCCAAAAAUCGCAAUAGAGUGUUGCGAGGAAAAAGGGUACUCGGUGGUUAGUGUCAGGUGCAGAGAUCGUGCAAAACUCAUGUUUGACAUUGUUUGCACCCUUACUGAUAUGCAAUAUGUUGUUUUCCAUGCCACAAUCUCAUCAGAUGGCCCUUAUGCAUCCCAGGAAUAUUUUAUUCGGCACAUGGACGGAUGCACACUUGAUACAGAAGGAGAGAAAGAAAGGGUCAUCAAAUGCAUUGAAGCUGCUAUUCAAAGAAGAGUAAGCGAGGGUGUGAGCCUUGAGCUUUGUGCAAAGGAUAGAGUGGGAUUGCUGUCUGAAGUAACAAGGAUUCUAAGAGAGAAUGGCUUAACAGUUUGUAGGGCAGGUAUAUCAACAAAAGGAGAGCAAGCACUUAAUGUCUUCUAUGUUAGGGAUGCAUCAGGCAACACAUUGGACAUGAAGACUAUAGAAGCACUUUGUAAAGAAAUAGGCAAAACAAUGAUGAUAGAUGUGAAGAAGGUACCAGCAUAUGACAAAACACAUGAGACACGAGGAUGGGCUAAAACUAGCUUCUUCUUUGGUAACUUGUUGGAAAGGUUUUUGGCUUGAUAAUUAUGCAUCUAGUUUGGUUAUUUUAUUAAUAAAGACACAUUAUGAUGUAUAUAUAGAAGAAUAAUCUGUUUGUGUCUCAAACAUAAGCAGUGCUUCGACUAUUAGAAUAAUGCUUGCAACUUAGAUCUUCCUCUAUCCUGAUUUAAUUUUCUAGCCCUGUUCAUGAAUAUGGAUUUUUAUUUUUUUGUCA